This is a messenger RNA of Oryza brachyantha (malo sina), 1254 nucleotides long. RefSeq names its product enoyl-CoA hydratase 2, peroxisomal-like. The record is from RefSeq and is a predicted model, not a curated record. Gene Ontology annotation, cellular component: peroxisome. Bases 89 to 1036 code for a protein of 315 amino acids. The transcript is spliced from 11 exons. Lineage: Eukaryota; Viridiplantae; Streptophyta; Magnoliopsida; Poales; Poaceae.
CCCUUCCACGCCACGUCGCCACCCCCUCCUCUGCUCUCGCCUCCCCACGCCGUCGUCGGCGACACGCAGGCGAACGCGGCUGGCGACGAUGGCGGCGCGAUCCAGAGCACCCGCCGCGGCCGUCGACCCCGAGGUCGUCCUCUCCCACAGGUUCCCGGAGGUCUCCUUCGCCUACGACGAGAGGGAUGUGGCUCUCUACGCGCUCGGGGUCGGGGCGUGCGGCAGGGACGCCGUCGACGACAAGGAGCUGCACUUGGUGUACCACAGGGACGGGCAGCCACACAUUAAGGCUCUUCCUACUUUUGCUUCUUUAUUUCCUAACAAGAACAGCAAUGGACUUGGAAUUGUUGAUGUGCCUGGCCUUAACUUUGAUGCAAGCCUUCUAUUGCAUGGUCAACAAUACAUAGAAAUAUACAAACCAAUUCCUUCGUGUGCCAGUGUUGUAAACAAUGUUAAGGUAGCUGGAUUGCAUGACAAAGGGAAAGCAACUAUUCUUGAGAUUGAAACUAAAACUCAUGUCAAAGAUUCUGGUGAAGUUUUAUGUAUGAACAGGAGCACUAUCUACUUGCGUGGUGCUGGAGGCUUUUCUGAUUCUUCACGACCGUACUCCUAUACUAGUUAUCCCACUAACCAGGUUUCUCGCAUUUCUAUUCCAAAUUCAGCGCCUUCUGCAUUAUAUGAAGACCAGACACAACAAUCCCAGGCACUCUUAUACAGGUUAUCUGGGGACUAUAAUCCUUUGCAUUCAGACCCUACGGUUGCACAGGUUGCUGGGUUCACUCGUCCAAUACUGCAUGGUCUUUGUUCCCUUGGAUUUGCGACCCGCGCUGUCAUCAAAUCUUUCUGCAAUGGAGAUCCAGCAGCAGUGAAAAGCAUCUUUGGUCGAUUUCUUCUGCACGUCUAUCCUGGGGAAACAUUAGUUACUGAAAUGUGGCUCGAGGGCCAGAGGGUGCUUUAUCAAACAAAGGUCAAAGAACGCAACCGCGCCGUGCUUUCUGGAUAUGUGUUGCUCAAACACACCCCCUCAUCAUUGUAAGUGCUGUAUCAUAUUCGUGACUGGAUAUUUUAAACGAAUUGGUGCCUGCUGCUUGCAUUAGUUUGGUAGUGUGUAGUGGUCCGAAAAGGUGAAGCUUUCUGGGGACAUAAAAAUCAGGUUAAAUGAAGAGCUAAGCUACUGCAAGUGGUUGUGUUGCCGUUGUAAUGAUAACAACUACAAGUGCUCUUCACGGAUCUGCAAAUGAUGCAUUCCCUAAA